CGCCCCGGGCGCAGGCAGUCAGGGGGGGGGGACUCGACGCCGACAGCUUCGGCCGGUGUGGGACUCUGAAAAUGCGCUACCACGGUGAUUUAACAGCUUAAAACCAACGCCACCAUGACCACAUUUCGACUGUAACGACCGUUUUAUGUCACAUCCAGAUUAGCGUUGUGCUGUGAUCGGAGCCAACUGCUCUCCAAUGAUCCAGGACCUCAUCUCACUUGACUAGAAUGUACUUGAUGAAUGUACCUCCUGUUGCAGCAACGCACACAAAGUGGAGAACAUGUGGUCCAUCUCCAGGCUAUAGCCUGCCAGUCUGCUUCAAUGACUCUGACACUGAACUCUCCACCAGAGACACACCUAUCUCCAAUAAGGUCCAGAUGAUCAUAGAGAGCCUAAGGAGCACCCAGUCUUCAAACGACAUGGGCGAUGAGAUAGAUGGAAUUGUGUUACCAGGAGAGGAAGGUCAUCCCCAAGUCCCUAAGGGACCUUCUGUGGGACCUCAGUCCAAAACUAGAAGUCUAACACAAAGCCGACAAGAUGCUGUGGAUGUCAACCACGAUGGCCAUGAGUCGGACAGUGAUGACUCUGUGGACAGAGGAAUUGAGGAGGCUAUAUUGGAAUACCUAAAGGAAAAGGAUGCCCACAAAUGCAAAGCUGAGUCACGCACUACUCCUCGCCAGACUUUCAACAUUCCCAUGAAAACUUUGCCCCCUGAGGAUUCAAGACACAACUCUGAAAGCGCCACAUCUACGAUGAAAAACAACCAGUUUCCAAAAAGUGACAAGUCAGAGACCCCAACAGCAACAGCUUUUACAACCAUGAAUACGUGUAUCAAAACUGAGGCCGACCUUGAUGAGAAUGCAGUGACAAAAAUGGAUUUAGUUAAAAGUACAAUAUCCAAAAGUACUACGUUGCCCAUUGAAAUGCAAAGGGGGCCAUGUAAGACAAGCAACCUCUCUACAAAAGUGACAGUUAAAAUGGAUGAAGACUCUGGUGACUCCAGUAGUGAUGAUGGUAUUGAAGAGGCCAUUCAAAUGUACCAGUUGGAGAAAAAGACACAACAGGACAAACAGGAAGCUUCUAAGGCACAGCCACUAAAAGAGGAGUCUGACUCCACCAGUGAUGAUGGCAUUGAAGAAGCAAUUCGCUGCUACCAGCUUGAGCAACUCAAAGAGAAGAAUGCAGUUAAACCAUUCAUAAAUAAACAAAAACCUCUUACUAAAUCAUUAAUAAAUAAAAGUAUGGAACGCAGGAAAAUAAACAGGCUCACCAAGAAGAAGACUAAAACUGCUCUAUCUUCCCUUUCAUCUGUUUGCACACCCAAGAACACGCUUUCAGAAAUCCCUAGCAAUAAAGGCAGUGGCUUAAUUUCAUUGAAAGUUGAAAGACUCAAGGAGCAUCAUAGCCCAGCCCCUACAAAAGUGAACACGACAGCAGAGCUCAUGUGUGCUGAGGCAAUACUAGAUAUUUCAAAAGCUGUUAUGCCUGGGGCGUUCCUUCAUAAUGUUGGUCUGAGCAGUUGUGCCCCCAUUGGCACAGUGUCACUUUCUGGUAACCGCCCGCAUGAAGGAAGUGAUGACAGCUCAGUUGAUAGCGAAGAGGGGAUUGAGCAAGAAAUUAGGAAUUUUCUUGAACAGAAGGCAAAGAUGCAUAGCCAGUCACCGAGCUGUGUUAAGGCAGUAGAACAACAUACUGUGUCUGAACCAGCGGAUGCGACAACUAAAGGAGGCACGGACCGAAAGAAACCCAUAAGACUGUCUUUGACACAAAAAAGAAAACUUAAAGACCAAAUGCAUGUUUCCAAUAUGCCACUGGUGGCUAAUAAAAGGAAAGAUGCAGCUGUAAAGUCUUUACCCAAAUAUGUGAAAGAGUCCGGUCAACGAGCGUUUUCCUUGCGAAGUCAAACACAGCCAGUUGCUUCAGAGAAAAGUGGUGAGAAAAGCAGCUCACUUGACAGUGAUGAAGACUUGGAUACAGCCAUAAAAGACCUGCUCAAGACAAAAAAGAAGAUGAAGAAAAAGGAUAGAGACCUGAAGAGGAAAUUACGGGGCCUCAUGGAUGAUGGACCGCUGCUAGAAAGCACUUUAUGGAGCAAAAAGGUAAAACCUGAUUCUAUUUCCAAGUGUGGCAGUUUGAAACGAGACCACAAGAGGAAGAAUGACAUAAGAGACAAGUCCAGAUUAAAUACGAGGAGCAUGUUCCAGCAUAAAAACACCAAGAGGAAUGGGGAUAAUGAAAAUGAAGGCGAAAUGGAGAUAGUGAAAGAGAGUGGAGAUCGAGGCAUCCAACUGAUCUGCAGUCCUCAGGACACUUUGAAGGCAGACAGCAGUUCAGUAGAUAGCGACGACAGCAUCGAGCAGGAGAUCAGGAAGUUCCUGGCUGAAAAAGCCAAGAGUUCCAGUGCAGACAAAGCAAAAGAUGGAGCUACAUCAGAGAACACUCCUGCUGUGACUUGUCCUCUAUUUAAAAAUGAAGAUACUAAACGGGGAAAUCAGGAGGCUGAUGUCUCACCACAACCCCUUACUGUCCUCCCUGUGCAAAUGUCACUCACUAGUCCUGAAAUUAAAGAUAUUAAACAAGAAAAUCGGGAGGUUGAUGUUUCACCACAACCUGUUACUCCCCUCCUUGUGCAAACUCUACUCACUGGUCCUGAAACUAAAGAUAUUAAACAGGAAAAUCAGGUGGCUGAAAUUUCACCACAACUUGUUACUUCCCUCCUUGUGGAAACCCCACUUGCUGGUCUUGAAACAAAAUCUCAAGAUAGACUGCCGUUUCUUGGCAACCCGGUCUCCGCUCUCGGACAAUCGCAGCUGUCGUCAGUCCUGACCAGCAGCUCAGGCUCUUUGGAACCAGCAGAUGGAGCAGGAGCCGCUAGAACUGAGCGAAGGAGAUUUUGUGCAGGAAGGGAGGGGAUGGAGAGAGUUUGGACGCUUCCAGACCCCAACAUUGUUCAGCCAAACUCUGCCUCAAUCAAGUGGCGCCAGAGCCUUGGACUCCCUGCUGUCGACACAAGGACUCUCAGUCGAACCCUAUUUCAUAUCACAUCCUCCUCGAAAAUGGCUGAGAUUCCCUCAACAACCUCACAGUGUGUAAGUGGGGGUACAUCCCUCAAAUCAGAAACAUCAGUUAUUAUUUGGCCCACUCCAAAGACCAACAAACCACUUGCACCUUUUGUCGGCUCUGCGGAGACGAGUGCAAACGCAACACUCCCGUCACCUGGCCAGCAUCUUUUAUCGCCUUCCAGACAACACCAAAGCGCGUCUUUUGCACGGACCUUUGUAUCUGGAGGCCAGAGGGCACAAUGGCCUAUGGAGGGAGAUGCAGAGCGAAUGGUGCAAAUCACGAAGGACCAGAGUGUGUUUGUCAAACUGGAAUCAAAUAGGACCAAUCAUGUCCAGGUCCGGAGCAGGGAAAUGUGCAAGGGAAAGGCGAGGGAGGACUUUGUAAAUGCAGAGAAAAGAGAAGGGGAGAGCAAGAAAAUGGGUGAGAAAGAAAUUCAUCUAGAAAGAUUGGAGGAAGAUUUUAUAGAUGAAUCAGAUUCUGAGGCAGACAAAAGGAAAGAUCCAGAGAAGCAGGGAGUUUCCACAUUGUCUUUGUCCCGUGCUAUAGACCCUGGUAUCACCCUCAAACCUUGCAUAGCUCUUACAACAGAGGAAAGAAGCAAGAGGUUCAGCAGGAGGUACAUGGCUGAAAAUAUCAAGAAGGACCAAACAGCAAUCAUCGGGCAUCCUGUGCGGAGCAAGUUGGUGCAGCGUGUCAAAAGAAAGCUUCAGUUUGUUUCAGUGAAUAGGACCUGUCAAGCACUGAGCCACCACACCAACAAUUAACGAAACUUCAAAUUCUGGUGGGACACAAGUGCAGUUGAUGGUUGAUAUCUGCAUUUGGGGAACUGUUAUUAUUGGGCCUGGCAAGGUUUGCUAAUCAAUCAGUUACAGGAUAAUUUCACACUCAUACAUUAUUUUUUAAUCCUACUGCAUGCUUUUGUUAGAUUUUGAAAAUAAUUAUUUGUUCAGUUUCGUAAAGUUAUGCAGCCAAAGGCCCCCCUCCUUUAUUAUUUAUUUAUUUGACUUUUAUGGUUUAUUAUUUGGUAGCAGCUUUAACUUCUAUUGAAGUCUGGCAUCAUAAUGUAUAUGGCUUUUGUUUUCUACCUUUCCCAGUUCAUUUUCUUCCAUAAUUCUUUGCAGUUGUUCAUUUACAGUUGUGUAGUUAUAAAACUAAAAGGUUCUUAUGGAGUACCCAUUAUGUACAUUGUUUCUUAUUUUUACUUACAACAGUGGUGUUGUGUUUUCAUUGUGGGUUUGUUCUACAUUCAAUGUUUGUAACAAAACGUAUUCGCGGAUGUUUUUAUGAAAGGGAAAAAAUUGUAGCUGUUGCAUUGUAAUAAUUUUUUUUCUUAUAACAGUCCAUUGUCACAGCAGAACUAACACUUCCAAUGCCAAAGUGCUGUCAGGAAACCAGGGGGGGGGAACGGUACGGAAUUUGGAAAAUAAUACUCAGGCGAAAGUGAAUAAAGAAACUGUGGCGGGAUUGUUUUUAGAGAAAGCAUAUAAUGUGAGUUUUUUCGGAAAGUUAUAUUUGUUGGGAAGGUGUUCAGUUUUGUCAAUGGGUUUCAGACCAGUUUUAAUGAGUAACUGAUUCUGGUCAAAUAAGACAAGAUAUCUAAGACUCGUUAGUGGUGCAGUCAAAAA
Molecule: messenger RNA, 4688 nt
Organism: Thalassophryne amazonica
Lineage: Eukaryota; Metazoa; Chordata; Actinopteri; Batrachoidiformes; Batrachoididae
Gene: ppp1r26
Product: protein phosphatase 1, regulatory subunit 26
Exons: 5
Coding region: 228-3827 (1199 amino acids)
Biological process (GO): negative regulation of phosphatase activity
Molecular function (GO): protein phosphatase inhibitor activity
Source: RefSeq, a predicted model, not a curated record